CACGAAGCUUUGGCUGUCUGUCAGAAUUCAGAACUUAAACAAACUCUUCUUUUUCAUUCAAUUUUGUCAAGCUGCAAUAACCUCUCUCACACACUCUGCUUCGCUUGGGGUUUUGGUUGUCAAUGGCUGCUAAGUCCAAACGGGUUUUUUGACAUAAAGGUCGACGCUUUCUGGGUUUGGGUGUUAUCGAAAGGUAGAGAUAAUGCUGGAAGGACUUGUACGCCAGUUGAUAUUGGGGUAUUUGGGUCGCUACAUCAAAGAUAUCCAGAAAGAACAGCUCAAGAUCACCGUUUGGAAUGAGGAAGUGCUAUUGGAGAAUGUGGAGCUCACUCUUGAAGCCUUCGACUAUCUUGAAUUGCCCCUAGCUCUGAAACAAGGUCGUGUUGGAAAGUUGAGCAUAAGAAUUCCAUGGAAAAAGCUUGGCUGGGACCCUUUUGUCAUUUGUUUAGAGGAUGUCUUUGUUUGUGCUUCCCAGCGGGACGAUGGUGAGUGGAGUGCGGAUGCUGUUGAAAAGAGAGAAUAUGCUAGCAAAAAGGCAAAACUUGCUGCAGCAGAGCUUGCUAAAUUAUCAAAACACGUCUCUGAUAAUUGGGCCGGGCGAUCAUUUAUAUCAUAUAUUUACGCUAAGAUAUUUGACAGCAUACAAGUAUCCAUACGGAAUUUUCAUGUUUUGUACCAUGAUUUGCGGGGUGACUCGGUGCAUACGAUGUUUGGCUUAAAGUUUUCCAGCUUGACAAUAAUGAAGCAAAAUCCUUUCGGAUCAAGUGCGAGGGUAAAAGGUGGUCAAAUCAGCAAAACUUUGGACAUUAUAGGUUUGGAACUUUAUUGUGGUACAUUCCAAGGACCUCUCGACUUAAUGACUAUGGACAAUGCCAGAUCUAUAGGGAGAUGCAACUCCAUACUGGCACCAUCUGAUGUUUCCAUGUCAAUUUUGGUCAACAGACCAGGAGAGCUUUAUAAUAACAGCUUGCUACAUUCCAUCAAUGCUGAGAUAACUAGUUUGGAGAUAACAUUGAAUGAGGUUCAGUUGCAACAAAUCUUAAUUCUGUGGGAUUAUUUAAGUACGUCACAAUUGAGAAAGAAGUAUGGGCGUUAUCGUCCUUGCUGCAACCCAUCUUCAACAAGGCCAGAGGGCUGGCAAAUAUUGUGGUGGCAUUAUGCACAAGAGUCUGUUCUCUCGGAUGUUCGUAAGAGAUUAAAGAGAACAUCGUGGAGAUACUUUGGACAGAGAAUAAGUAAUCGUCGAAAAUAUGUGAACUUGUACAAGGCUAAGCUGUAUUCUAUUCAGCAGGAUCAGACAAUUGAUGAAAAUGUUCUUGGGGAGUUGGAGCAUAUGGAGAAAGAAUUAGACAUCGAUGAUAUUUUAAGUUAUAGGUCUUCUGCUGAAUGCAAGCUUCAGGAACUUUUGUCCAAUUCUUCAGCUUUCAAUACAAGUGUGAACAGUAGCAGUGUUCUUUCGGAUAGGGCAAAGAAUGAUGAAUGUUUGACAGGUAGAUCCCGUGGGUGGUUGAACUGGCUCUCCCUUGGAAUGCUUGGUGCUGGAGGAACAGAUGACUCUAGUCAAUUUUCUGGUGUUGUUUCUGAUGAAGUCAUACAGGACAUAUAUGAGGCAACAGAGUUCGUCCCUUUGACUGCACCUGGUGCUGAUGCUGCCUCAGAUGAUCAGAUCUAUUUCUGCGCAAUAAAAUUUCACAUUAAUCACGUUUCAACAAUGCUGUGUAGCAUGAAAUGCGGCAAAGAAAUUGCUCAGUUGGUUUUAAGUGAGUUGAUUAUUGAGUGUAAACUUUGGGAGAACUCUGCAACCAUUGUUACUAUUAUCAAUUCUGGGGAGAUGUUUUGUCCAUCUAACAAGAAAGUACUUGUGCAUAUGAAAACGGUUACUAAUAAGAAUAACUUGGAGGAGUUUGAGCAUCCUUCCUUAAAGUUUCAAGUGGAUGCUUCCUCAAACCAUGAGGUUGGGCUUUCAGUAAAGGGCUUGGUUCAACCAGUUGAAGUUACUUGUGAUGCUGAAUCCCUUUUAAACUUUAUGGAAUUUUUUGGCGUAUUCAAUUCUUUUGAAUCUCAGUAUCAAAGGGUCCUGUCAUCACUGAAUGGGAUAAAAGAUGUUGACAGUCGUCUGCAAUCGAAAGCUGAAUACAUUUUGUCAAGUCAUAAGAAGGUCUCAUGGGAUAUUUCUGUCAACAAUAUUCUCAUAAGCAUUCCUUGGGAAAAUAGAGCAAAGGAGCAGAAUAACUUGGUAUUUGAAGUUGGAGCUGUUAUAUUUAUGACUAGAAGUGAUUCAGAAAAUCCUUUCUUAGAAGAUGCUAAACAAUUGUAUGCUCUGGGAAAUUUGAAUUCGUUUCUCAGCUCUGAUUUUUCUGCAUGCUUCCAACUUCAAGAUUUCAAUGAUCACUUUGAAGCCAAAAUAAAUGAUUUGGAGAUUAUGCUAAGAAUGCCUUGUCAUUCUAAACCAAUCUCUAUCAUCGAGAAAUUUAGUGCUUCCAUUGUGUUGACACGUUGCAUUAUUUCAGAUGAAUCAAUAUCAAAACAAUUGAAGGUUUAUAUUAGUGUGGUGUCACUUUCUGUAUACUUUUCUCCGGCGGUGUGUGUUGCUGUUCUGGGAUUAAUUGCACAUCUUUGUACCAUGCAACUGCACUCUGCAAAUGGACCAAUAGUUUCUGAUUUUGGUUUCUGUGUUGAUUUGAAAUUGGAGUCAGUCAGAUUACUAGUUAACCUUGCAAACGAUGGAGAAAACAGCUUAGCCCUCAUAUUUUCCCUUCAAGAAUUGUAUAUCCAGUAUGCCUUUUUAUCCUUUGAAGAGUGCUAUGUCUUCUUAAAAGCAUUAAAUGUAAUGACUUCAUCGUUGAGAGGUGAAAGUGAUGGGCGUAUUGUGUUUUCUUCUGGGAAUCAUGUACCUACCAAUUCUGCACAGGACAUUAACAUUGGACAUGGCAAUAAACGUGAACAUCAUGCUGAUAGAAGUUUAUCUUCUGAAGGAUGCUUUAUGCUAUUUUAUGAAACUGAGAAUACAGAGUUUUCUUGUGUCAAAUGUACCAUAUGCUUGACUGAUGCUGAUUUUCACUGCUACCCAGAUGUAACUGGAUUGCUAAUUGUAUUUUUCAAGAGUCUAUCUGCACAUGAUACUUCUUGUGACGGUGAAAACUCCAAUAGCUCUUCUGUAUAUGCUGAAGAUACAAAAAUAUUUCCUGGGUUCAGCUUUCAAAAGUUUGGCCUUUCAAACUAUUUUGAGAGUGGAUCCCCAGAGCAUGCAAGCAUCCCUUUAGAUCGUUUUCCUUUUAUUACCAUAUCCAGUUCUGGUUCCCUUGGUAAUCUGGAGAGUUCUUUGCUUUAUUCCAAUCGUGAAUGGAGAAAAUAUUUCAAUUUAAGGGACAAGAGAAUCAGAUGUCCAAAGUUUAAUAUGAAGAAGGAAUCUAAGAAUGAUCAUGUUCAUUCUGCGGCAUCACAAUCGAUGUCUGAUACAGAAGCAUGUCAUUUUUCUACAAGCUCUGAAGCAAAAUCAAUUCCUGGUGCAGCUUAUUUUGAUUUUAGCCUAUGUGGAGUCAGUCUGCAUUUUCAUGAUUCGUCAUGCAUUGUUGGGACAGUCACCCUGCCUAGUGCUAUUUGUUCUGUACUUGUUUAUGACGACUGCAUGGAAGCUCUGUGUUCUUUGGAAGGAUCGAUUCUUACCUCAUCGUGGUGGACAAGGAACUUCCAUGAGUUUCUAUGGGGUCCUUCAACACCAAAUUUAUCUUCUAUUAUAAAUGUAAGGGUAAGGAAGAACAAACUGGGACCAAGUUCUCAUGUAGAAGUAGGACUCAGCUUUCAACAUGUUUACUGCAUUUUACCUCCUGAAUAUCUGGCUUUGCUAAUUGGUUAUUUUUCAUUAUCUGAUUGGAGUAUUUGUUCUAAUGAAAAUCAUGGAGGUGAAAGGAGUGAAAAUGAUGAGACUGAAAAAGAGGGUUCUAUUGUAUACAAGUUUGAGAUACUAGACUCUCUCUUAAUGUUGCCUGUGGAAAGCAGUGAACCUCAGUUUCUAAAGGUUGACAUUCAACAGCUGUACUCUAGUUUCAUUUGUAACGGCAGCUCAGAUUAUGUUCUCAAGGGUAUUCCACCUGAAUACCUGGUUCCAGCACCUAAGCUCGAAGAAAAAAACAUUUGUUUAAAUAUAUUUGGACGGGACUUGUUCCUAUCGUUCUUAUCUUUCAAAGAUGAUGAAUAUGAUUGCUUUAAGUUGGACAAAGAUGCUAACUGUGCAUCUGUUACUUUGUUGGCACCCUUAAGUGCUGAUAUCUGGAUUAGGUUGCCACAUCAAAGUGAAUUCGAUUGUAAAACUACUCCAUUAACAGCAUGCAUCCUGGCAAGGGUUACAAAGUGUCAAGUUCUGGCUGAUGAUAAUCUUUUUUUUCCUGGGAUCAAGGCACUCUUGGAUGUUAUAAAUCAGUUUUCUCUUAUUUCCGAUCAAUCGAAAUGUUUCAAAUAUGAUGUUCAUGAGUUUCUUCAUUUGAAAAAGUGUUUCAAAGAGAACAAUGCAGCUUCGCCUGUUGCCUCAAUUAUUUCAUUUACAGAAGUUAGAUGUUACGUUAAUUCAUUGUUGAUAAAGUUUUAUCACUUCAGAGGAGACUCAAGUGAACUUCUUGCUAAUGCUGAAAUGCAAUUUACAUUAUCUGCAGUUUUGAAAAAUGACAUUAUUUCAAGCUUAGAUCUUAGAUUCUCUUCCCUGGAGUUGCUUUCGCUACCUAAUUCUGCUGUGUUAGCAAAAUGUACAUCUCCAUCCUCAACCUCAUCUGUUCUUGACAUUUCAUUUUUAGAAGUAAACCAAGCUGAAACUGAACUAUGUCUUUCUUUUCCAUCUCUUGUCAUUUGGGUACAUUUGUUUGAGUGGGUUGACAUCAUUGACGUCAUUGUUUCGUAUGCUGGACUGUUGUCCAAAAUUGCACCCUUGGAUACAUCGUUGAAUAAUUUAACUCUGGGUGAAGUUGAAAAUUUGGAUAAUAAGCUACACACUGUUUCUCCAGAUUCUCUUCGUUCUUCAAGUGCUUCAACCUAUUCUGCAUCUGGGAGCACAAAGCAGGAUUCUACUAUCUUGACUGUGAAGUUGGACAAUGUCUCCAUUACAUGUCAUCUUCCCAUGUGCAUCAGUAAUAAAGCAUGUGAAGAAUUUCUGGUUACUAAAGAUAGAAGGGAGGACUGUCCAAUUGUUUCAUCCAACAUGAGAGAUAGAAGUGACUUGAAAUACAUUUCUGUUACUGUGCACAGUAAAAGCAGUGAAUUAGUUUUAGAGGGAAGACAUAUGAAAGUGAAGGCUAAUAUGGAAAAGUGGAUUAGCACUAUAUCACUUUGUGAGGAUGGGAAUAAUUUAUCUUGGCCUCUUUUUCAGAUGUUUCAUGUUUCUAUAGAGGCUGAGGUUAGCCAUGAUGUGAUGCAGUCUGUCCAUGUCAGAGUAGAGCUUCAGUGCGACAAUCUAAAUGUUUGGCUUUCUCAUCAUUUUUUCUAUUUUUGGCAUGGUGUGACAUUUGUCAUUCCUGAGGGAGGAGGACCUUCUCAGUUUCCUCUUGGUGGUAUUGAUUUUAGAAUCAAAGCGAGAAAAGUUUCUUUUCUUCUAAGUGAUGGAAGGUGGAGUUGUAGUGGACCACUGUUUGAAAUUUUUGUGAGGAACAUGGUCCUGAAUGGUAAAAUGAUGGAAAGCUAUAUAGAAAGCUUAGUUACCGGUGAGAUCCAAAUGAACUACAACAACAUUCACAAGGUCUUCUGGGAGCCUUUUAUUGAGCCUUGGCAGUUUGAAAUUAAUGUGGCAAGGAAACAAGAAAUGAGUCUGAAUAACACUAUGGUGACAGAUAUACAUCUCAAUUCGUUGGCACAGCUUAACUUAAAUGUUACAGAACCCGUCAUUGAGUGUGUUUUCAGGACAAUUGAGAUGGUUAAGGACUCUUUGGGUAUAGUUGAACCAAAUGAUGUUCUUGAAAGCAAGAAAUUGCUAAAUUCAAAUCAUAAACAUAUGUAUGCUGGAAGAUAUGCACCCUAUGUACUUCAAAAUUUGACUUCUCUGCCUCUAGUAUAUCAUGUUUAUAAGGGGCCUUUUGAUGAGUUUGAUGUGACAGAAAUUAAGGGUAGAAGAUCUGUAGAACCAGGUGCUUCAAUUCCAUUAUAUAUUAAUGAUACUCCUGAGGAACAACUUUUUCAUUUUUGGCCUGCCAAAUCUUCCGACAGACUUGCAGAGCAGAAAUUAAGUGGUGUUGCUCAUCAUUUUAUAACUAUUCAACUUGAUGGAACUUCAAUGCCUUCUACUCCUAUUUCUAUGGAUCGUGUAGGGCUUACGUACUUUGAGGUUGAUUUUUUCAAGGCAUACAAUGAAAAUAGCGGAGAUCAUAGUAGGGAUACCACUUCUGGUUUUGUAGUACCUGUUGUGUUCGAUGUUUCAGUGCAGCGCUAUAGCAAGUUGAUACGAUUAUACUCAACAGUUAUACUUUCAAAUGCGACUUCAGUUCCAUUAGAGCUGCGUUUUGAUAUUCCUUUUGGUGUAUCCCCAAAGAUAUUAGACCCUAUAUAUCCUGGCCAAGAGUUACCUUUGCCUUUGCAUUUGGCGGAAGCUGGUCGGAUCAGAUGGCGUCCACUGGGAGAUACCUACCUCUGGAGUGAAGUCUAUAACCUUUCGAACCUUGUUUUGCAGGAAACUAAAGUUGGAUUUUUUAAAUCCUUUGUUUGCUAUCCUGCUCAUUUAAGUGAUGAUCCAUUCCGGUGUUGCAUAUCAGUUAGAAAUAUCAGCCUGCCAUCUAGGAAAAGUUCUCAUAUCAAGAAUACAAUAAAUACACCUGCCAAAAGUCGUGGCGAAAAUUUGAAAAAGGUAGAUGAGUCAAAUAAGCGGUUUAUUCAUGAGUUGACCCUAUGUACUCCUCUAAUGGUGAACAACUACCUUCCCAAGGAAGUAUCACUGGCAAUUGAAAGUGGCGGGGUUACCCAUUCUGCAUUUCUUUCAAAGGUAGAUGCUUUCCUUCACUAUGUUGAUCCUUCUCAUGACCUAGUGUUGGGAAUUAGUAUGUAUGGAUUCAAACCAACAUCUCUGAAGUUCCCACGUACAGAGACAUUCUGUACGAUGGCCAAGUUCACUGGAACAAAGUUUGCCCUAUCUGAGAUUAUUGCUUUUGAUCCAGACUUCUCAAAUGGUCCAAUAUAUGUUACAGUUGAAAAGAUGAUGGAUGCAUUCUCCGGUGCCAGGGAGAUUUCUAUUUAUGUCCCCUUUCUGUUAUAUAAUUGCUGUGGUUUUCCUCUUCUGAUUUCAGAAUCUGGGAAUGAAAUAAAGAGAGCUAAGUGCAUUAUUCCUUCAUCAUAUGAUAUGAGUGAGCAAGAAUUAUGGAAGACAAAAGAUGGUUUGCGUAUGGUAUCCUCACAUGCUUCAGAUCCUCAUGGAAUAGAAUAUCCUUCUUCAAGUCACCUUAUCUCUAUUAGGGAUGAUUUUAAUCCACGCAGACAAAGGUUUUACGAGCAAUCAAAUGAAAAUGACUUUGAUACUCGAGAAACUUCCUUAAAAAGUUCAAAGAACAGAUUAUCAUGGUCAGGCUCUGAUUUGUUUUCAAGGAAUUCUAACUGCAUGGGUUAUGAGCAUGGAAAAGUUGGAGCAUGCAUGUACUCUCCUGUUCCCUUUUAUGCUGCUGAGGAACUAAUGGUCACAGUAAGUAAAGCUCAUGGUGACAAUAACAUGCCAAAAUUGUGGUCAAGCCCAUUUCUUCUUGUUCCACCCAGUGGUUCAACUACUGUUAUUGUUCCCCAAGCAUCACAAAAUGCUGCAUUUAUGAUUUCUGUGACAUCUAGUCCUGUUGCUGGGCCACUAGCUGGGAGGUCGAGUGCUAUUACUUUUCAGCCUAGAUAUGUUAUUAGUAAUGCAUGCAGUAAUGACAUAUGCUACAAGCAAAAGGGUACUGACCAUGUAUUCCGUAUGCGCGUAGGAGAACAUUCUCAUCUUCAUUGGACAGACACAACCAGGGAAUUACUUGUUUCUGUUAGAUACAAUGAACCUGGAUGGCAAUGGUCGGGAAGCUUCUUGCCAGAUCAUCUUGGUGAUACUCAAGUGAAGAUGCAGAAUUAUGUUUCUGGUUCAUCUAGUAUAAUUCGAGUUGAAGUGCAAAAUGCUGAUGUUUCUGUUAGAGAUGAAAAGGUUGUUGGAAGCCUCCAUGGUGAAUCUGGAACAACCCUGAUUCUCUUAUCAGAUGAUGAUACAGGGUACAUGCCCUACAGAAUUGAUAAUUUUUCAAGGGAGAGGCUAAGGAUCUUCCAACAAAAGUGUGAACCUUUUGAGACUAUUGUUCAUUCUUAUACAUCAUGUCCCUAUGCUUGGGAUGAACCAUGUUAUCCUCAUCGCCUCACUGUGGAGGUACCUGGUGAGCGUGUUCUGGGCUCAUAUUCCCUUGAUGAUGUUAAAGAAUACAUGCCCAUUUGCUUACCAUCAUCUUCUGAGAAAGCUGAGAGAAAAUUAUUCUUAUCAGUACAUGCUGAAGGAGCCACAAAGGUCCUCCGUGUGAUCGACUCAAAUUACCAUAUUUUGAAUGAUACGGAGAAUUUGAACAUACCUCAUUUAAAAGAGAAAAGGAAACAUGAGCAGAAACAGGACAGGGUUUUUGGUUACAAGGAGCAAAUUUUAGUAGUAAUUCCACAUCUUGGUAUUUCCGUAAUUAAUAUUGAUCCUCGGGAAUUGGUUUUUGCUUGCGCAAAAAAUAUAACUUUUGAUCUGCUGCAGAGUUUGGAUCAACAAAAGUUUUCAUUUCAAAUUUCAUCAUUGCAAAUAGAUAAUCAGCGACGCUCAUCACCAUAUCCUGUGAUGUUGUCUUUUGAUCGUGAAUACAAAAGCAAUCCAGCUGAAAAAAAAUUGCAAAGAACUUCUGAUUGCUCUUAUGAACCUGUAUUCUACAUUGCAGUGUCAAAAUGGAAGAAGAAAGAUAUCUCAUUGGUUUCAUUUGAAUAUAUAAUCUUAAGAGUUGCAGAUUUCCACCUUGAGCUUGAGCAAGAGGUGAUAUUAGGCAUGUUUGGCUUCAUAAAAAAUGUAACAUCAAGGUUUCAGAGUAGUUUCUUAAAGUUACCAGAUCCCUUAUUGUGUCCACUAAUUCCUGAUACUGGCUUGCUGGAGCCAUCGUCUUCUGAGCAUCAGAAAGCAAAGGGCAUUCCUGUCUUUAAAAGUCAAUCACUACCUUCAGUGGUUCCAAUUGGAGCUCCUUGGCAGCAAAUUUACCUUUUGGCCAGAAGACAGAGGAAAAUCUAUGUAGAGGUGUUUGAAAUAAGCCCCAUCAAUGUAACUUUCAGCUUUUCCAGUGCUCCAUGGAUGCUUAGAAAUGGGAUCCUUACAUCGGGAGAGUCUCUGAUCCAUAGAGGUCUUAUGGCUCUGGCUGAUGUUGAGGGGGCACAAGUACAUCUUAAGAGACUAGCCAUUUCACACCACAUUGCUAGUUGGGAAUCCAUUCAGGAGAUCAUUAUUAAGCAUUGCACUCGUCAGCUUCUUCAUGAGAUGUAUAAGGUAUUUGGUUCUGCUGGUGUUAUAGGUAACCCCAUGGGAUUUGCGAGGACUCUGGGGCUUGGCUUCAGAGAUUUCUUAUCUGUACCAGCCAGGACUAUUUUCCAGAGUCCUACUGGAUUGAUAACUGGCAUGGCUCAAGGCACCACUAGCCUCUUAAGUAACACUGUCUACGCUAUAAGUGAUGCUGCUACUCAAUUCAGCAAAGCUGCACACAAGGGUAUUGUUGCAUUUACAUUUGAUGACCAGGCAGUUUCCCAAAUGGAGCAGCUACAGAUGGGUGUACCGUCACAUUCUAAAGGCAUGAUUAAUGAAGUUUUAGAGGGACUCACAGAUCUCCUCCAAUCACCAAUUAAAGGAGCUGAGAAACAUGGUCUUCCUGGUGUAUUGUCAGGUAUAGCUUUAGGUGUUACAGGUCUCGUGGCAAAACCAGCUGCAAGUAUUCUUCAACUUACUGGAAAAACUGCUCAGAGUAUCAGAAAGCGGAGUAGGCUAUACCAAAUGGGAUCACAACGUUUCAGGGUUCGUCUUCCAAGGCCUCUAAGUAGGGAAGCUCCUCUCAGACCCUACUCUUGGGAAGAAGCUGUUGGGAUGUCUGCACUUGCUGAGGCUGGUGAUGGCGUGAGGCUCAAGGAUGAAGUCUUGGUUGCAUGCAAGGCACUUAAACAAACUGGUCAAUUUGUCAUCAUCACGGAGAGACUUAUAUUAAUUAUUAAGUGCUCUGGCUUGAUGGACUUGGGAAAGCCCGAGUUUCGAGGCAUUCCUGCUGAUUUGGAGUGGGUACUAGAGUCGGAAAUUGACUUGGAAAGUGUAAUGCAUGCUGAUACUGAUCAUGGAGUGAUUCACAUUGUUGGAAGUAGUUCAGAUACCUUAUUGCGGCAAAACAAGCAGGCUACAGGAGGUAGCGGAAUCACUGUACGAUGGAAUAGUCCUACUCUCCCUCUCAUUCAGACCAACUUGGAACUAGCACACACAGAAGAUGCUGAGAACUUGUUACAGAUUUUGUUGGCAACAAUUGAACGAGGAAAGGAUGAAGGCUGGGGCUGUAGGUAUCUUUUGCACCGAAGUAGUAUCAAGUAGGUUCGUGUAAGCACAUCAAUUCACUAUGGUGACAGAUGAAGGUCCUCUCAGAGAUUUUGUUGUAGAUUUAGACAGUGAAGCUUCUUGAUUGCAGCUUUUAAGAAUUGAUUUUCAUCAAAGAAUUAUGUUUACAAGAAAAAAAAAAUGCAAUAGCAAAUUGAAAUGUGCAACUUUGGUGAAUUAUUCAUUUGAACAACUUCCACCUGAAGAGCUGAACUGACACAAUACCCAAAGUAUAUCUUGUUUUUAUGUGUGUAUCUUCUAUACCAUGUACAGGUUUUUUUUUUCCUCGAGUUCCUAAUGUAAAUUAGAGAGUUUCAACUCCAUUGACACCAAAAGUCAUUGUGUACAGUAUAAAAAUGUUUGGUGUCCCAAUUUUGGAUAUACUAUUGUCUUAAUUUAUACUAUGUGUAUACAUUAUGUGAUUUUAGUGAAAAGCCAGAAAGUGUUGGCAACUGAUUGAGAUGUA
This is a messenger RNA of Humulus lupulus (European hop), 11024 nucleotides long. RefSeq lists its product as uncharacterized. Gene Ontology annotation, biological process: protein retention in Golgi apparatus; protein targeting to vacuole. NCBI's taxonomy places the organism in Eukaryota, Viridiplantae, Streptophyta, Magnoliopsida, Rosales, Cannabaceae. The transcript is spliced from 48 exons. The coding region runs from base 203 to 10555 and encodes 3450 amino acids. Gene Ontology annotation, cellular component: extrinsic component of membrane. The record is from RefSeq and is a predicted model, not a curated record.